Effrenium voratum is the source of this 1317-nucleotide messenger RNA. The record is from the annotation of a GenBank genome assembly. Lineage: Eukaryota; Dinophyceae; Suessiales; Symbiodiniaceae.
CUACGACCUGACGAGCUGGGUGGCCCUCGGAGACUCGCCGCGCCAUGGCGGGCACGGCCUAUGACCACGUGCGAGCGCGGAUGGCACAGGCCCAGGAGGAGGACGCGAGCAGCGAGUGGUUUGAUGGAGCAAGCGAGACGCGCAGUGAGAGGGCCUCCCAGGUGAGCAGAGCCUCCCGGCCAGCCGGCCUCGCACCCGUGCUGGGCAGAGACGUGGCACCAGCUGUGGGUUUCCGUGUGGCGGUGCUGGACGCGCACCUGUCGCGCCUCGCGGAGCCCACGGGGGUCAUCACCGAGCUGCGCUGCGGCGGGGCCCGGGUCCGGGUGCAGCACGACGGCUCGGGGAUGGAAAGGUACUACAACACCGGCAAGGACGAUGAGUUCCAGUUGGUUCUUCUAGCUGCCGAUGCCAGCCGACCUCGUUUUGCGCUGCCCCGUGCGCCAUCGAAAGUAGACAUCAAGCCAGAGGUGCAGACACCCCGGAGCUACGCAGAGCGCAGGAGCACGACGCCGAGCCAGAGAGGGAUGGAGCCGACCGAGCCGAGCGGCGUGGCGGUUUCCAGCAUGCAUGCAGACCCUCCGGCAGCCACGAGGAGCAACAGCGUGUCCAGCGCGCAAACGGGCCCCUCCCGCACCUCCAGCCGGCCCCGGUACUCGGAGGUGCGCAAGGCCCGGCGAGCCUCAGCCCAGCCCGAAGUUCAGCCAGAGGUGUCCUGCGCCAGUUCCGUGAUCAGCGCUGGCGAGCCGCGGCCUCGACCUCGCCCAGAGGCGCAGGCGGCGACGGCGCCGACGGCGGCGACGGCGCCGAUGGCGAUGGCGCAGACCUUCCCAGGGGUUCUGCCGGAAGGAGACCUGACCCCACGCACAAGGAGCAGGUACUCGGAGCUCAGGAAGUCCCGGAGCCCCAGGCCGCAGCCCGUGGCCGAGCCGGCCUUCGCGCCGGAGCCCUCAGAAGGAACGACGGCAGGUCGUUCGCCCACCACACCGUUGGCUUCGGAGCGUCCGGAGCCGAAGCCGGAGCCGAAGCCUUCCAGCGGAGCUGACCUGGCGGAGGUGUUCCGGCGCCUGGAGAAUUUGGAGUGCGAGACCAUGUCGCUGGCUGGUCAGGUGAGCGACUUGAAAGCCCUGAACCGCCACGACAUUCAGCUCAUCCGAGAUGAGAGCCGCCAGCAGGCGGAGGCGUGCGAACGUCUCUGCCGCUUGAGUUGCAGAGACGAGGGCCGCAGGCAGCUGGAGGCGUGCGAGGACCAGCUCCGGCAGUUCCAGGAAGAGAACCGCAAGCAGCUGGAGAGCGCGCAGAGCCGGAUCUUCGCCAGCG